CGGCAAAAUGGCGGAAGCAAUGAGGUCUCAUGUUGGGGCGCUUUUGAAAGGAAUUGAUAGAUACAACCCAGAGAAUCUUGCCACCUUGGAGAGAUAUGUGGAUCUUCAAGCCAAAGAGAACACAUAUGAUCUGGAGGCCAAUUUAGCUGUCCUUAAACUGUAUCAGUUCAACCCUAACUACUACCAGACCACAGUAACAGGCCAGAUCUUAUUAAAGGCUCUCACCAACCUCCCUCACACAGACUUUGCCUUGUGCAAAUGUCUAAUAGACCACAUACAUCAAGAAGAGGAGCCUAUAUUGAGGAUCCUGAAUUUACACGAGCUCUUGGAGAUGUGCCAGUUCAAAGAGUUCUGGAGAGUUAUUAAUGAGGACCCAGACCUAACAGUGGGCAUCAUCGGGUUUGAGGAUUCUAUAAGAAAGUUUGUUUGCCACGUGGUAGGAAUUACCUAUCAGACGAUAUCCUUUGCAUCGUUACGAGAGAAUCUGGGCAACAUUCCAGAUUUCCAGGUCAACCAGUGGAUAACAAAAUAUGGAUGGCGAGUUGAGUCAGACAAGAUGAUUUUUAUUGCCAAUCAGGAAGAAAACAUUAAGACAAAGAACAUCACAGAGAAAAUCUCAUUUGAAAGUGUAGCUGCUAUCAUGGCUAAUGCAAGAUGAUCACAUCAUAACCGAAAGUCAUCAUUAGUAUGGAAGAAUACUGUAAUAUGUGUGGAGGUGGGGAUAGAAGAAAUAAAACGCAUGUCAACAUG
Liolophura sinensis is the source of this 750-nucleotide messenger RNA. RefSeq names its product eukaryotic translation initiation factor 3 subunit K-like. Bases 8 to 658 code for a protein of 216 amino acids. The record is from RefSeq and is a predicted model, not a curated record. NCBI's taxonomy places the organism in Eukaryota, Metazoa, Mollusca, Polyplacophora, Chitonida, Chitonidae. Gene Ontology annotation, cellular component: cytoplasm; eukaryotic translation initiation factor 3 complex. The transcript is spliced from 8 exons. Gene Ontology annotation, molecular function: ribosome binding; translation initiation factor activity. Gene Ontology annotation, biological process: regulation of translational initiation.